This is a messenger RNA of Lepisosteus oculatus (spotted gar), 4473 nucleotides long. Its product is annotated as synaptotagmin-5. Gene Ontology annotation, biological process: vesicle fusion; regulation of calcium ion-dependent exocytosis; regulation of dopamine secretion. Gene Ontology annotation, cellular component: synapse; plasma membrane; axon. The record is from RefSeq and is a predicted model, not a curated record. NCBI's taxonomy places the organism in Eukaryota, Metazoa, Chordata, Actinopteri, Semionotiformes, Lepisosteidae. Gene Ontology annotation, molecular function: calcium ion binding; SNARE binding; calcium-dependent phospholipid binding.
CUACAGCAAUCAAAGACCAGCACUGGUGAGAGAUGAAAAGUGAUACGAGGACAGCAGUAAGCAUCUCGUUUGAGGCAUCCCUGCAACACAAUUCUACGUCUUCCAGCUACAAGGUACACUUGUAUCCUGCUUUUCAGAGAAAAACUGUGCUGUCAAACAGGAGCAAUAGAUGAAUUGUAAUAUGGUUAAAAGCCAAUACAAGUGAUGUUGGUUUUCCUAAAAGGAAAAGGCUGCUCUGAGUGUUUUACAUGCCACAUAAAUCUUACAGAUAUUUAAUUUCUCAUGAACCUAAACAUUUGUUUACAAGAAUGACUUUAAUUUCUAUGAAAUGACAGUUUUCCUUCCUCCGAGGUUAAAUUCAGUGAUUGAAGCUGAGAGCAGCAACUGAAGAGAUUCUGCUAAUACUCUGCCUUGUAGGAAUAAAAAGAAAGUGGCCAGAGAGCUGGACAUCUGUAGUGGCACAGGAAGGUAUUUUGGGAUGUGCACUAAGAAAGCAAGAGGGCAAGAAAAUAGACAAGUGAUGUAAAGAGCAGACAGAAAUACAGCUUUAAAUCAGAACAGGAGAGAAAUGAAAGAAGGUUGGGAGAAUCACAAUAGUCGACAGGCAAAGAGGAUGAGGCAUAUUGUGGCAGGCAACUGAGAGAACAUGGACAAAAACCCAUCGUAAAAAGAAUAAAUAAAAAACGAAUUCUACAGCAAGGUGUGGGGAGCUUGAGGAAGUGAGUUCACCGUUUGUGUGGUGCCAGGCUACACGAUGCCUUACUGGGAUCCAGAGUACCCUGCACAGCCACUUUGGCAGUCUGUCUUCUUCUUCUGCUGCAAGAGCAUGAUUGAAGGCAUCAUUGUCAUCCUCUUCAUCUGGCUGCUCAUUCAGGUUCUCCUCAACAAACACCUGGAAGUGCACUUGCAGAUCCUUCUGGGUGUGGGCCUCGCUGUCUUCUGUUUCUGCAUUAUUUUGGGCUGCAUCCUGUGUUGGAGGCGCAGGAAGUCCUUCCCAGAGGAAGACAAGGCCCCUCCAAAGACCACUGAUCAUGUAGCAGUGGACCUUUCUUCCAUCCUUUCUCCUGCCUCCAGUGCCAAAGCUAACACCACUCCCAUCAAGCAGCAAUAUGAAGAGCUGGAGGGAGAUGUCCUAGAUUACCCGACACAGGUGCCCUAUAGUUGCUCAGCACCAUCAGAGCACAAUUUUAUUGUGCCAUCCAGCAGUCAGCGCCCCAGGUCCGUUUCAGAGCUUACUAAGUCUACCUUCCCUUCGAGGCGCCUCAGCAGCCCCUCAUAUGAAACAAGUCCACCCUGCCAGCCAAGUCUCCAUGGAAGGGCCUCACUCCCUGCCAUACCCAAACUUAGCCUGGUCUCCAAGACCAAGAGGGCUCUAGAGAGGCGCUGCACUGUCACAGGAGACACUUUCACCUAUAACGAGCGCACAAAGCUCACCUGUCAAGGACCCCAGCUCCUGCUACCCUCCACCGUGCGCCAGUCCCACACCCUCCCAGAGGAACUGUCUGAGAUGAGCCCCAAGCUACACCCACGUCUCCACUUCAGCCUGCACUUCUCCCCAGCAAACGGGACCCUGACAGUGACUGUGUUAAGUUUAUCCAGCACCCCACGCAAGCUGGGAGGUGUUUAUGUAUGCCUCAGUCUACUCCCUCGCUGUCCUGAACCUUUUCAGACAUCUGUGCGCCGGCGUAGCACAAGCCCUGAAUUCGGAGAGAGCUUCCUGUUCCAGGUGGGAUCUGUUGAAGACCUGCAGGAGUGCUCUCUCCGGCUCACGGUUUUUGCAAAGGACUUCCCUGGACUGCGGGAUGCCCUCCUGGGGCAGGUGGUACUGUCUUGUACGGAUUUGGACUGGGAACCUGACCUGCCUGUCAGAUAUGCACGAGAUCUGACCCUCCCCAAGGGGAAACUCAAAAAGAGUCUUAGUUCUCAGGACACAUAUACCCGUAGGAGCUCCACAUCAAGCUUUAAACCCCUAGGCCAGCUUUUCAUCCUGCUGCAGUAUCAGACACUGGCUCAUCGGAUCAAGGUGAUGGUCCGUAAAGCAGAGAACCUGACCAAGAUCAACCGCAUGCCAGGGGCACCAGAUCACUAUGUGGUGAUUCAUCUGCGGCAGAAUGGUGAGGUGAUUGGUACCAAGGAAACAAAGGUGGCCAGCGGAUGCAACGCAGUUUGGAAUGCUCCUUUCCUCUUUGACAUGCCCCCUGGAGAGAUCCAGAAGUUGCCCCUCUCCCUGGAGUUUGUCGUCAUGCAGGGGCGUAUUUACACAAAGAGUAGCGUUCUGGGCCACGUGCUGAUUGGCCAGAAUGCACCAGAAGCAGGACAAGUGCACUGGAAAGACAUGUGCAGCAGGGGGCAGGUGGAGUCGGCCCGAUGGCACGCCAUCCAGCCUGACUGGCUGUAGAGCUCUCCCAGGACCCGGGCCUGCCUACAGACACUAUUCCACAGGAGCAAGGAGCGGCUCGCUUAGGAACCGUGUUGGUGUAGCGUACUGAGUACAGGGAAAGUUGAAACUGGGCUGUAAAUAAAGGCCACCAAGUCAGAAAUCUGUUCUCUCAAGGAGGUUUUAUUUUGUGAUAAAUGUUAAUUUGUUUUCUGCAUUGAUCGAUUGUUCACUGUUCGUUUGUCAAUCAAUUUGAAUGAAAAAAGUCUGUAUAAAACAAUGAGCAAUUAUUUUUUUUCAUUACACAUCUAUUAGACAUGGAAGUAACACUUUCAUUAUUUAAAUAGGAUAUGCCACAUUAAUAUGUGAAUUAACCUGAAGAAAUGCUUGUAGUUAGACUCAACAAAGGAUUGAAUAGAUUGUGUGGUCAAAAAUUUGUUUUCCACAAUUUAAAGGUCCUCCUGGCAUUGUCAAAGUAAUUAAUAAUAUAAUAUAAAAGUAAUUUAAUUAGUUUUAUGCACUGCUUUAAUGAUUCCCAAAUGGAAUAUGAUGUCAUGUUGUUUAUUACAUGUAUAGUGUGCAGCUAGACUGAGCUUUUGCAGUACCUUUUGACCAGACAUCAAGGUGCUUACAUAAACCCUGUUAAUAAAGGAUGGACUGUUCCUAGUUCAAAUAGCAUGGUUCUAAACAGCUUUAGAGAUGGUAUUCAAUUUUCCCUCUGGCACUAAAGCUGUUCCUGAUUUCAAGACAGAAGAAACACCGGUCAGGCCCACAAUCAGAGGGCCCACAAAUUCAUAGUACAUGCCAAAGUGGUGUAAAAAUGGCAUUAAUUAAAGGAAACUACAUUGAUUUUGUUUUUGUUGCUUUUCUUACUUGGGAAUGAUUCAAAUGAGGUGCUCAUCUGGACUAACUAGUAACUACUGGUAAAAAUUAAUUAUUAUUUAAAAGAAGAAUGUGAACUAUAGCAAAAGUAAUAUACAAGUAUAUCAACAUUCUCUUGUUAGGCUGUCAAGAAAGCAAUCCAACAUACCUGUAGAAGGCUUCACAGCUGAAAUGUUGUGACUUUUUUUUCAGCAUGGAAUAAACCUGUUCCAAUCCACCAUACCUGUGGGACAAUGUCAUUUUGCUCAUUAGCCAGGGAAGCAAGACUACACUUAAUCAAUAUAAUAGAUGAGCAUUUCAAAAUGUCCAUUGCAAUAAGCAAUUUAUCAAAGUUAUUUUGUGAAAUUGACAAAGAUAUGCAUUAUGAGCUGACAGAGAUUUAAUGUAAAUUACCAUGUAAUAACAACAAAUAAUUAAGAUAUCUACCUUGGGAACGACAAAGGUACACCUACAUCUACAGUAUGUGUAAGUGUCAACUACUGUACAUCUAUCCACUCAUCUUAGGCCUGUUAUAUAUGUUUGGCACUGUUAUAUAUGUUUGGACAGUGCAUGUGUAUUUAGAAGCUGAUUGCUACUCAAAAAUGAUGAAGCUUCACAAAUGAGGAGCAAUCAUGUCCAUUAAUAUGGUACAGAAGUAGUAUUAACACUUCACUCAGUCUAGACAAAGGCACAUUGAUCUACAGGAUUACCUCUGAAGUGUUCAAGCUAUAAGAAAUCAAAAUGAAAAUGCUUGCAUUUAUAUGUGUAAUGUGGGAGUGUGUAUUAGAUAUGACCCCUACCCAAAUAUGACCCCUUUUUUCAUUUAGCUUGUGUGAAGUUAUGGAUGCCUUUUUUCUGCAGAUAGUGGUGAUGUUAUCAUUUUUGCUUGAAGGAUGUUUAAUGUAAAAUAUAAUAUGUUGUUCAGGAAACUAAGGUGAUUUAUCCCUAGUAGGUACAAUAAACAUCCCUCAAUUGCUUUUUUGUAAUAUUUAAGAAAUGUUUAUUUUCCUUGUGCUUUUUGUGUUUGACAGGUCUGUAUUUCUGUUCAUACUUUGUGAGUCAGCAAUCUAUUAGUCAUUCUCCAUGGAGUUUAAUUGUGAACGGGAUCUGUAGCUACUAUAGAAACCUUUUUCUGUUUAUGAUACACAAAAUGUUUACCUUUCCUGUAUCAUAGAGGUCAUCAAUUAUCUAUUAUCCUGUUUUAUGAUGGGCAUUAAAUACAAUACAAAUUGCCA